AUGGAAGCCUCGCUUGUCAAGCUCGCCGAAGCUAUCUCUAGACUGCCAGAUGGCCGCUUAGCUGGUGCGCGGACAGGGCCACUCGGACAACAUCUCUGGGCCUCCCUCGACAACACCGGCACACCACAAUAUCCCGAGGAUGAAGAGGGUCCAUACAAAGCCUUCAAUAUUGGAUGGGAACGCGCGUUUCGCAUUCCUCCAGGCCGUGAUCGCUCAUCACUCUUCCCUCUUGUUUGCCGAGGGAAGUAUGGGUUGAUUUUGGCUCAUAACUGGGCCAAGCAUUACGCAUCGUUGGUCCAAGACAUGGAUGUGAAGAUGAUCCAGCUUCGCGUAGAUCAGCUUCUUGAUUUGAUUAGUGCUGCUUUGAAAGCGCACAUAUCAGACGUCUCAGAGAACCACAAUCUGGGACACAGCAAAGACAGCGUCUUGCAGGAAGAUGGAGAUGCGACCGAAGCUGAGCUUCCAACCGGUGAAAGCAAGAAGCGCAAGAAGAAGGAUUCCGGGCAGGAGACUCAAAAGGUCAUUAAUUUAGACGCACACGAACCCGCAACCGCUUCCCAAACCACCAAAAAACAGCGUAAAAAGCACUGCACCAAGUCCCCGGACGCGUCAAAUGAUGACACAUCGAACGAGACGACACAGGCGCCAGCUAAAAAAGCACCAGCUAAAAAGAAGGCAGCUAAAAAGAAGACGGUUGUGGUGGACUCCGUGAGUGCCUCAUUGAUCAUUGCUGGCAGACCAUUGAUGUCCUCGAAGUCAUCCUCCAGCUCCGAGGACGAGGAUGACAACAGUCCAGCUCGGACAAGCGACAAACUUACUUGGGCACUGUCCCAAUAUCUCACUAAGGAAGCCAAGUCGGUGCAGAAGGGCGAGAAACGAGUGUGGAAGGUUUUCUGUCGGUAUUGCAACAAGUAUCGCACAACACUGCGCACCAAGGGUGUCCAGAGCUUUGCUGAUGAGACCCUUCCGCUCUCAACUCCCAGCAACUGGAUCUCACAUGCUCUGGAAUGCACGCGACACCCGAUUAAUCAAUCCUUCGAGACUUUUCAGUCAAUCGCUCGCAACAGCGGCACUAUGCCAGCUUCGGAUGUCACCGCAAGCGACCAGACAAACAAGAUCAUGACCGCGUUUCUUCAGCCAGGCCGUGAGCAGCCUGAAAGCCAGUCAAAGGCCAAGGUCACGAAGCCUGGCUAUCGCGAGCGUGUUGUUGUUGCUGCUGUCACUGACGACAUGGUCUAUUCUUUCACCGAGAAGCCCGGCAUGCAGCGCUUACUUGAAUACAUACUUCCUGAGAAUAUUCCGGCCACAAUCUCUCAUCAAACUAUCAGCCGUGAUGUUGAAUCGCUUCAUAAAGCCUUGGCGAAAAAAUUACAUCUCAUGCUGCAGGAAAACGAUUCACAAAUCAGCAUUGCUUCCGACAUCGUGACAACAUGGGGAAUGGUCCAUUCAUUUUGCGGUAUUGUUGUGUCCUUCAUCGAUAAGGACUGGGUCCGCCACGAAUAUGUACUGGAUCUGAUCCCACUCAAUGGCGAUCAUUCGGGGAAGACCAUCGGCCGACUAAUCUACAAACGCCUUCACCGUGCCGGGAUUGUGACCAAAAUGAUUGCUUCCGCGGCCGACAAUGCGUCAAGCAACGGUCCCAUGAACGAGGAAGUUGUUCGUCGUUGCUGCAAGGCCCUUCCGGAUUUUACCAUGUCCUUGGAGACCCGUAAUUUCCAGAUCGGAUGUGGGGGUCACGUAACAAACCUUGUUGCUCAAAAAAUCGACUCCGUUCUUGGACUCUGUGUGGCCCCCGAGGUCGAAGAUCUCUAUGAUGAGAUCCGUUCCGAACCACUCUUCUACGACAUUGAACAGGAUCCAGUAGCUCUUGAGGAACAGCGAGUGAUGGAGCAGGAGACUAUGGCAGGGGUUGAUCCGGAUGAGUGCAAUAGCGAGGAUGAGCAGAUCGAGUUAGAGGAUGAGUCUACAUCUGAGCUCGAAAGCGAAGAGGAAUGGGAGGAUGAGGAGAACGGGACUAUUCAUUCAGCAGCCGUUUACAUUCUCCGUUCGGAAAUUCGACGCAAAAAAGCCCGUAGAUUCAUCCGUCGAAAGGUACAACGGAAGUACCGACACCUUGUAUUUGUUCGAAGCAUGUGGGUUCGCUGGAACACCCGUUUGGCUGAGCUCCGGCGGGCUUACCUGCUUCGAGCGGCGUUUGAUUAUUUCGUGGAGCGCAUGGGUGAUGGCUUCACUGGAAAGGCACUUGCGGCAGCCCAACGCAAAAUCAAGAAGUGGAGAAUGGACUCCACCGACUGGGAGUUUGUUGAACAACUAAUCAAAGCUCUUGAGAUUCUCGAGCUCAUCACCAAAGAGUUCUCUCUCAAAACGGUCCCAACCCUCCCGAAAGUUCUUCCGUUUUAUAAGCUGAUGGAGACCGAUCUUGAGGCAAAGUCGAAGGAACUUCGUUCUAUUCCCAACCUCUCCGCUGCUCUCCUCGCUGGCUCAAAAAUGGCGACGAAAUACAUCAACAAAGCUCUCGAAGGUGAUUACCCAAUGUUGGCAACCCUUUUGCACCCUGCGUUACGUCUCCGCUUCUUCCAAAACAGCAAUUGGGACCCCAGUGUUGCCAACAGAGCGAAAAAGAUCCUCGUCGAAAUUGUACAGAGGUAUCUGGCAGAGAUUCCAACCUCUGAUACGGCUUUGGUUGCAGAGGCUGCUCCUACCCGCAGUGUCUUCGGUCUGGCAGCAACCAUGGGCUCCAGGACUGGAGGUGUCGCUUCACUUGAUGCCAGUGCAGAGAUAGAGCUUUAUUUCGGAGGCAUCUCACCUGUCGCGGACAUGUUUGAUGAUCCACUCGGAUGGUGGAAGGACCAGGCCGUUACACUCAAAGGUCUUGCGCCUGCUGCGCGUGAUAUCCUCGGCAUUCCCGGAGUCAGUAUCUCUGUUGAACGCCUCUUUUCGAGCCUCCGUCACACUCUGAAGGAGUCUCGGAUGUCUAUGACUCCCGAGAAGAUUGCCAUGAGUGUCAGUACAAAGGAAUGGAUCAAGUCUGGGCUGAAUGAGGGUCUCCAUUACACUGAUUUUAUUCGUAUGCACAGUAAAUAA
Messenger RNA from Mycena citricolor, 3084 nucleotides. NCBI's taxonomy places the organism in Eukaryota, Fungi, Basidiomycota, Agaricomycetes, Agaricales, Mycenaceae. The record is from the annotation of a GenBank genome assembly.